Messenger RNA from Ilyonectria robusta, 453 nucleotides. RefSeq lists its product as uncharacterized. The record is from RefSeq and is a predicted model, not a curated record. Bases 1 to 453 code for a protein of 150 amino acids. Gene Ontology annotation, molecular function: protein binding. NCBI's taxonomy places the organism in Eukaryota, Fungi, Ascomycota, Sordariomycetes, Hypocreales, Nectriaceae. The transcript has a single exon.
AUGUUUGUUGAGACGCUGCUCAACAAGGGCGCCGAUAAGGAGGCUAAGGACCGCUUCGGCCGCAUGCUGCAUGCUGCUUCAUGGUGCAUGAGGCCAAAGGAUGACGGCAGCAGCAUGCCGCUGCACUGGGCUGCCAUAGGAGGAUAUCAGGGUGUAAUGCAGCUGCUACUCAAUAUGGACGCCAAAGGGAGGCGAAGGAUCAGUUUAGCAGCACACCGCUUUACAUGUAUAGCUGCUAUUGAGGGCAUGAGGCCGUGGCGCUGCUGCUGCUUGACGGGUUUUGCCGAGAAGGAGGCCAGAGACAACAGCGGCCGCAUGUCGCUACACAGUGCCAUCGCCAGAGGGUACGAGUCUGUGGCUCGGCUGCUGAGAAAAGAGAGUAACCACCUCGUUCAUAUACCUCGGAAGUGGCAAAUUGAUGCUGGGCAAAUGAAGAAAUGGUUCUUUAGUUGA